Molecule: messenger RNA, 2129 nt
Organism: Rosa rugosa (rugosa rose)
Lineage: Eukaryota; Viridiplantae; Streptophyta; Magnoliopsida; Rosales; Rosaceae
Product: heat shock cognate 70 kDa protein-like
Exons: 3
Coding region: 270-1880 (536 amino acids)
Biological process (GO): cellular response to unfolded protein; protein refolding
Cellular component (GO): cytoplasm
Molecular function (GO): ATP hydrolysis activity; ATP binding; misfolded protein binding
Source: RefSeq, a predicted model, not a curated record
GAUAGAAAAAAAAAUCCCAGUUUUAAAGCCUUUUGCAUUGUCUUUAGAGAAAAAGAACUUUGCUUUUGCCUUCUCUUUAAUUCUUUGGUAGGUUUCUUGAUGAUGAUCCCAUUGUUCACCAAAAAAAAAAAAAAUCCCAUAUUGUUUGAGAGCAUAAAAGGAUAGAGGCGAGAAAUAUUCCUGUGAAGACGCUCUGGUUUAGGCUUACUCUGCUCUACACUCGAGAUCGUUAAGAACUCAAGAGGUCCUGCUUAAUUAAAGCUUUUGAGAUGAGUAUGGGUGGAAAGGAAGGCCAUGCAAUCGGGAUUGAUCUUGGGACAACAUAUUCAUGUGUGGCAGUGUGGAAACACGACCGCGUGGAAGUCAUAGUGAAUGAGCAGGGCAACAGAAUGACUCCAUCUUAUGUUGCUUUCACUGAUACCGAACGAAUGAUUGGUGAUGCAGCAUAUAACCAAAUCAUCAGAAACCCUGCAAACUCAAUCUUUGAUGCAAAAAGGUUAAUCGGUAGAAGAUUCAGUGAUGCAUUUGUUCAGAGUGAUAUGAAGCUCUGGCCAUUCAAGGUCAUUGAAGGUCCUGCUGACAAGCCCAUGAUUGUGGUUACCCAAAAGGGUGAGGAGAAACAGUUUGCGGCUGAACAAAUCUCAUCCAUGGUUCUUGGAAAGAUGCGGGAGAUUGCUGAGGCCUAUCUAGGCUCAACUGUGAGGAAUGCAGUUAUCACUGUCCCUGCUUACUUUAAUGACUCACAGCGUCAGGCUACUAACACUGCUGCUGUCACUGCUGGCCUAAAGGUGAUGCGCCUUAUCAACGAACCAACUGCUGCAGCUAUUGCUUAUGGGAUUGACAAUAAAGUUGGUUGGUAUUGCAAGAGAAACGUGAUGAUAUUUGAUUUAGGUGGUGGUACUAUAGAUGUCUCACUGCUUGCUAUAAGUUAUGGUGUCUUUGAAGUGAAGGCUACGGCUGGAGACACCCAUCUAGGAGGCGAGGACUUCAGUAACAAAAUGGUCGAUUACUGUGUUGAACAGUUCAAGAAGAAGCAUAAUGUGGAUGUUAGUGGAAACUCCAGAGCUCUUAGGAGGUUAAGAAAUGAAUGUGAGAAGGCAAAGAGGAGGCUUUCGUUUACAACUACUACUGACAUCGAAAUUGAUUGUUUGCAUCAUGAUAAUGAUUUCUAUAUAACUAUUACCCGCGCGAAAUUUGAACAACUCAACAUGGAGUUCUUCGAUAAUUGUAUGGAUCCUGUGAAGAAGUGUUUGAGAGAUGCUAAUAUGGACAUAAGCAGUGUCGAUGAUGUUGUUCUUGCUGGUGGCUCUUCUAGAAUUCCCAAGGUGCAGCAGCUAUUACAGAACCUGUUUCAGGGGAAGGAACUGUGCAAGGGCAUUAAUCCAGAUGAGGCUGUUGCAUAUGGUGCCGCUCUUCAAGCUGCCAGUUUAAGUGGAAAGAUCUUUUCCCUUCAAAAUUUCACUCUCUUGGAUGUCACCCCCCUGUCACUUGGGGUGGAAACUAUAGCGCCAAGUACUGGUGAUCGACAUUUCAUGACCGUUGUGAUCCCAAGAAACACAAGGACUCCAGUCAUGAAGCACAGAGUUUUAAAGACUGCUUGUGACAACCAAGAAGUUAUCUGCUUCAGCAUUUAUGAGGGUGAGAGUGAAAGAACUUUAAAUAAUAACUUUCUGGGCGAAUUUGAGAUCGAUGGUAUUCCUCCAGGUCCAAAAGGUGUUUACAAAUUUGAUGUUCAUUUUGAUAUUGAUGCAAAUGGUAUCUUGAGUGUGCGUGCCGAGGACAGGUUGUCUGGGCGGAAGAGAGGGAUUACAAUCAAUCGUGAAAGAACUCUGGAAAUUGAGAAGAUGAAAAGAGAUGGUAAUCUUUUAUUCUUACUAUGACUGAAGAUGACACCUAUUCUUAAGUGAUUAUGAUCUACAGGUUUAGCUAUAUUUGAACAUUAUUUUACUUUGUCCGUUAAGCCGAAGUCUCUUUUAUGUGCCUGUUCUGUUAUUUGAGGAUGAAAUGAAGUUUUAAAGGAGUGAUGGAAUGGUGUCCACAGGCACUCCUUUUUCUGGCUGUAAUAUUUUACCGUUAUGGUGACUUGCUCAUUGUUGUGCUAACAUGACUAGUCUGGUUUGGUUUUUGUU